AUGAACACGACGGUCCUCCAGCAGAGCAAGACGCUCACGUUCCACGGCGACCCCCCUCGGUCCCGCGAGAACGCCAUUCUCUGCAAACGCUACGACGAACUGCUCCAGUCCGAGAAACUCGGCUGGACCGAGCACCUCCGCCUCAAGAGCCUGCUCGGUACGGGCGGUCAGGGCGUUGUCUACCUGAGCGAACGCCGCGGCGCCGACAGCUUCACCCUGCCGGUCGCGCUGAAGUUCUUCUCGCCGGAGCGAUACGCGUCCGAACACGCCUACGACGAAGCCAUGCGCCGUAUGGCGAUGGUUAGCGGACGCGUCGCGCAGAUCGCCCACGACAAUCUGAUCGACGUCCAGAACUUCAUCGAGCGGGACCGGGUGCGGAUCCUCGAGAUGGAGUGGGUCGAUGGAUACGACCUCGACCUCUUGCUGACGCCGGCCAUGCUCCGCCGUGCGAAGGACCGUGUCAGCGGCCGCCGCUGGGACUACAUCAACAACGUGAUCGUCACCCGCGGCCCCGUGCGGCCCCGGCUCAAGCCCGGUAUGGCCGUGGCGAUCAUGCGCGAGAUCAUCGGCGGCCUCGCCGCGCUGCACAGGGAGGAGAUCGUCCACGGCGACAUCAAGCCUUCCAACAUCAUGGUGAAGCGCACGGGCAACGCGAAGAUCAUCGACAUCGGCUCGGCGAUUGACCUCAACGACAUGCCCGCGCAGCGCACCUGCACGCCGCAGUACGCCGCGCCAGAGAUGCUCGAGCGCGAAGAGUUCACGCCACGCAGCGACUUGGCGAGCCUCGGCUAUGUGCUGAUUGAGCUGCUUUCGGGCCAGCCCCUGUUCGCCGGCAUCAACGACUACGCCAAGCUGCUCGAAGCCAAGCGAACCCUGCCGCAACGGCUCGACCAGCUCCUCCCCGACGAGGUCACCGACAGCGACCUGUUGAUGGGCAUCUGCCGCCGCCUGACGGCGCCCGACCCAAUGCUGCGCUACGGCAGCGCCGAAGAAGCCGACACGGCCGAGAUGGGUUUCGCGGAGUUUCAACGCACGCUGGUGCGCGGCGACCUAGCGAGCGAGUACGAGAACGAACUACGCCCAUCACGCUUCGACAUGGGCGAGGAGCCGGAAUGCGUCACCGUAGGCCGCUGGCGGAUCGUGGCGGGGAAUUUCGCAUCUCCUGCAUCGCUCGCCAAUGUUUGGCAGCGAACCAUUGCCGCAAUGAUGCGUUUCGUACUGCCGUUGCGUUUUCUACCGACGCUUGCGCUGACGGCUAUCGCCACUUUCGUGGCGGCGCCGGCCUAUGCCGCUGAAGAAGACCGAUACGGCGGCGAUAUGUCGACGUACGACUUCGGCUCGUUCGACAAGCUGCCUAGCAGCAGCUCGGCCACCGGCGGGUAUCGCAACUCGACGACGCCCUCCUCGAGCUCGUCGCCGUCCUCGAACCCCGCCCUCGUCGAUGAACGACCUGCGGCAGCCCUCGUCCACACAGGCGCCCUCAAGCUCAGCAUCGCUGCCGCCGCGGGCCUCAAGCGUCACGCCCAGCAGCCAAUCGCAAGUGAUGCUCCCCGGUUCGUCCCGCCCGCUGUCCGCGACGACGCCUGGUUCGGCAUCAGCAUCCGCCAUGCCUCCUUCGACUUCAAGCCAAUCGGCGCCCCGGGCUUCCGAUCCCUACGCCGGCCUGCCGCCAUCGCCUUCAUCGCUCGGACGCGCGAAGAGAACACCCGCAAGAUGCUGGAGAAGAUGCUCGCUCCACGGCAGGGAUCACAACUCAGCGGGUCGCCGAUGUCGCUGGCGUCGGUGGUCUCGUCGGCCACGGAUCGCGACGAGCAAGCGCGGCGCGUCGAGGCCUACUGGGCGCUUAGCUCCGCAGNNUACCUGGGCCUCGACGAGAUGGUCGAGAUGUCGCGGCUUCGUCAGACGAUGCCGACCUACAGCACCGCACUUGGUGAAGCGGAAACAACGCUGAAGACACGCCUCGACACGUCGUUGAAAGCGGCCCGAGCCGCCCAGUUCCGACUGUCGAUGCUGAUGGGCGGCGGCGUGGCGCCGCUACCGUCCGACACGCCCUUUACGGGACCCUACGCGACUCGCAUCGAAACCGUCUUCCCCGAAGGCGCCCCCGCCGAGGCGCGGCUGAUCGCCGAGCUACUCCCACUACGCCUCGCCGAAUUGCAGGGUGCCGCAGCCGACCUCGCGGGUUCGGAGAACUGGGUGGACAAAGUACGCAAUGACCAACAGAACACCUCCGAUGGUCGUGGUAUCGUCCUGGCAUUGAAGCUUAACGCACUGAGCCGCCGGGCAUUCGUGCAGAUCGCCCGCGACUACAACCUGCAAAUCAACCGCUACUCGCAGCUGGCGACGCCCGACCACAUCGACACGGGCCGCCUCGUGGCUAUGCUGAUAAGGACGGCGCCGACGAGCGCCGCGUCGGCCGACGACGCCCUGAUGGCCGGCUUCUCGCCCGCCAUGCCAAACGGGAUCACCGCCAUCGCCAACCGCAAGCCGCUCAGCGGCUUAGCGUCGUCGAAUACGACGCCGUUUGACGCCACCGUUCUGCCGAUGGUGAAGUCGUUGCGGAUCGGCGACCUCGUCGUCGAUCCACCGAUUCUGCAGGCGCCGAUGGCGGGCUAUACCAAUUACGCCUUCCGUCAGAUCGUCCGCGCGUACGGUGGCGCGGGGCUGUUGGCGACCGAGAUGGUCAACGCCCGCGGCUUCAUCUGGAUGGACCGCGAGCAGGCCGAGCACCCCGACCGCUUGUGGGGCGUCGCCGACGAGCCGCGGCCGCUGGCCGUUCAGAUCUGGGACAACGACCCCGAGACGCUCGCCGCUGUCGGCGCCCGGCUCGCUCACGAGUACAAGGUGUCGGUCGUCGACAUCAACUUCGGCUGUCCGGUGCGGCAGGUCACCGAGAAGGCCCACAGUGGGUCGUACCUGCUCCGCACGCCCGACCGCAUGGGGCAGAUCAUCGAACGCGUCGUCGCCGCGUGCCACCCGACGCCGGUCACUGCGAAGACGCGACUCGGUUGCAGCCGCGACAAGAUCAACAUCAUCGACGUCGCGCAGAUCGUGGAAGGCGCCGGCGCCGCGGCGCUGACGGUCCACGGCCGCACGGCCGCCGAUAUGUUCCGCGGCCAAGCGUCGUGGGACCUGAUCAGCACGAUCAAGCCGCACCUCAAGCGGAUCCCGCUGAUCGGCAACGGAGACCUCGACACGGCGGAGAAGGUCGUCGAGGCGUUCCGGCGCUGGAACGUCGAUGGCGUAAUGAUCGCGCGGGCGAGCUUGGGAAAGCCCUGGCUCUUCCAGCAAGCCGCCGCCGCGCUGCGCGGCGAGCCAAUCCCGCCCGACCCGACGCUCGAAGAAGAGCGUGAACUGAUGGUCGAGCACUUCCGUCUGGUGUGCGAGCGCUUCGGCGAAGAACGCGGCGCCGUGCUGAUGCGGAAGUUCGCCUGCUGCUACGCCCAAGGCCGCCCCGGCGCGCGGGAGUUCCGCAAGCACGUGGUGGGUAUUGAGACAGCCGCGGAGUUUUUCGACGUGGUGGCGACCAUGACCGUCAAUAUCGAGCUCGACGCCGAAACCCAGCUUCGUCUGGAGGCGACUGCCAAGUUGCAGGGGCUGACCGUGGAGGAGUAUGCGCGCAGAUGCGUCACGGAGCGGCUGGUCGAACCGCCGGUUGGUUCUGCUAGCCUCGCAUGGGAGCUGGGUAAGCAUCUCUUCGGGUCCUUCAGUAGCGGUCGCUCCGAUCUCUCUCAGAAUCACGAGGAAAUCCUCGGCGAGAUUUUCGACGCCAAGCGGAAAGAGCGGGCAGAACGCCGUGCUAAUUGCUCGUAUGCAUCGACAUGGCCAGUUGUCACGGAAGUGGCCUACCUGCUUCGCAAUCAACCGCUCAUUCGAAUCCGCUUUCUCGAAUGGAUUCGGCAAGGCGCGAUGCUGAUGGUGGAAUUGACGCCGGACGACCUCGCCCGUGUCAUUGAGGUCAUGCAGAAGUACGCCGACCUCCCCGCUGACUUUGCUGAUGCAACGCUCGUCGCCGUUGCCGAUCGCCUCGGCGCUACCGAAGUCGUCUCGUUCGACUCUGACUUCGACAUCUAUCGCCGAGGCGAUGGCGUCCUCGAGAAGCUCGAGCGGUUGCUCGAAUCGGAGGACGCCGCUGUCGAGCCGCUGACCGAGCUGCUCGGGUCGCUGGACGCCCGUGAGACGGCGCGCGCUGUGUGCGAGCUGCCGAUCGAGCAGCAGGCCGAGCUGUUGCGGCGGCUGUCGCCCGAGGCGGCGGUCGAGGUGCUCGACACGCUCCCCGAGGUGACCGUUGUUGAGGCGGUGGAGGAGCUUCCCGCCGAUGUGGCCGCGGCGAUCGUCCACGAACUCCCCAGCGACGACCAAGCCGACCUCAUCGGCGCCAUGGAUUCGGCGGCAGCCGCGGCGGUGCUCGCCGAACUCGCCGACGACGAAGCCGAACGGAUCGCCGAACUCGCCGCGUAUCCCGAAGAUUGCGCGGGCGGCCUGAUGGCGACGGAGGUCGUGGCGCUGCGCGACAUCGCCACGGUCGAGACAACCUUGCGGCGUCUGCGCGCCGGCGCCACCAAGCUGCGCGACCUCGACGUGCAAUACGCCUAUGUCGUCGCCAAGGGGCGGCGGCUCGUGGGCGUGCUGCGGCUACGUGACCUCUUGAUUGCCGAUGAGCGCUCACGGCUAACCGAGAUUAUGAUCGCUGAUCCCCUGUCGAUUCCGGCGGAGACGCCGCUCGACGAGCUGAUCGCCUUCUUCGAUAGCAAUUCGUUUCUCGGGGUUCCGGUUGUCGAUGGCGAAGGCCGCCUGCUCGGAGUGGUCAGUCGCCGCGCGGUGGACGAGGCGGCCGAAGAGCAGGCCACCAGCGACUACCGCCGCUCAAUGGGAGUCGUGGCCGAAGAACUGCGUUCGAUGCCCGUGCUGCGCCGCAGCCGGAUGCGUCUGUCGUGGCUGAGCGUCAACAUCCUGCUGAACGUCGUCGCCGCGAGCGUUAUCGCCGCCUACGAGGAGACGCUCAGCAGCGUGAUCGCCUUGGCGGUCUUUCUGCCGAUCAUUUCGGACAUGUCCGGCUGUAGCGGCAACCAAGCGGUCGCCGUCAGCAUGCGCGAGUUGUCUUUGGGCUUGUUACGGCCGAGCGAGUGGCUGCGUGUCUGGAUCAAGGAGGGGAGUGUCGGCUUUCUGAACGGCUUGGUGCUGGGGGGAUUGCUCGGCGUCGUCGCGGCGUUGUACGCCGGAAAUGUUUGGAUGGGGAUUGUCGUUGGCGGCGCCCUGGCGAUCAACACGCUGGUCGCCGUGUUGCUCGGCGGCGUGAUCCCCCUCGCCCUGAAGAGGGCGGGAGUGGACCCUGCGCUGGAGUCCAGCCC
Messenger RNA from Symbiodinium sp. CCMP2456, 5351 nucleotides. The record is from the annotation of a GenBank genome assembly. NCBI's taxonomy places the organism in Eukaryota, Dinophyceae, Suessiales, Symbiodiniaceae.